This is a messenger RNA of Lathyrus sativus (Indian pea), 381 nucleotides long. Lineage: Eukaryota; Viridiplantae; Streptophyta; Magnoliopsida; Fabales; Fabaceae. The record is from the annotation of a GenBank genome assembly.
AUGUUAACUCCAAGAAUCAUAAGGAAAGAAUUUGAUGUUAAAAAAAGAAGUCAGUUUACCUUGUCAAUCUUCGGUCUUCCCGACCGCCCCUCUCGAAAGGAGAAUGUGCAUUGGCUGACCCAAAAAGAAUUGCAAUCUGCACAUGUUCAUGCUCUAAUUAACUGCAUUGAAGUUAGGUCAUAUCUUGACACCGGUGAACAAGCAACUACCGGUCACAUACAUGCAUCUUUUCCUGCAUGGUUCAAGGAUCAAUUGUCAUGCAUUGUUGCACUGACUCAAGAAAUACUUCAUUUGAGAAACUUAUCUAGAGGCCCUGUUCAAAGAGCAAUUGAAUGGAACACAUACUUUGUGAACGGCUAUAAAUUUCACACCCAGGCUUAG